Messenger RNA from Aquila chrysaetos chrysaetos, 1755 nucleotides. RefSeq names its product heat shock transcription factor, Y-linked-like. Gene Ontology annotation, biological process: regulation of DNA-templated transcription. The coding region runs from base 556 to 1653 and encodes 365 amino acids. The transcript has 2 exons. Lineage: Eukaryota; Metazoa; Chordata; Aves; Accipitriformes; Accipitridae. Gene Ontology annotation, molecular function: DNA-binding transcription factor activity; sequence-specific DNA binding. The record is from RefSeq and is a predicted model, not a curated record.
AACACGUGUCAGAUACUCCCACAUCCUUGCAGCUGCUCUUUGUGUUUAAGUGAACCCACAGUUUAGGUAGCUUAAAUACCAUGGAUCAUGUUUCCUUAGUGUUACUAUGGCAGUAAGAGCAAAGAGUGUAUGGACACUUCUGCAUGUGUGAAAGGUGUGCACCUGAAAAACUUCAGAGAUAUGGUGCUUUCAUUCCUAACAAUGUAGACCUCCCUCUUCCUCCCUGUGGACCAGCUAAUGGCUGAAACCCAAUACAGCACUGUCCUAUCCUAUGCUUAAAAUUUUGUUGCAGUUGUAUUUACUUUUUGGCUCUUGAGUAAAAAAAAAUAAAAAAAAAAUCUGUAAAUGAAAAGCAACAAGUGCUAUUUAGCACUUGCUGCUGCUGUUUCAUGUUGCUAGGUAACGGAUGCUGCUCUGUGAUGUGACUGAAGCUUGAGGUUCUUCCCUUGGGAGUCUCAUUCAGUUGGUCACUCUUCAGCUGGCUGGCUGGCAGGACAGUCUAGCUGCUAGGGUUCAGCUGAAAAAUUUACUCAAACUGAGAAAAAAGAAUUUAAAAUGGGGCUUUCCUCAUCGGAAACUUCAUGUGAUUCUGUUUUGGCCAAGAGAUUCGAUUUGUCAGGCUUGAAUUCUCUCCGUCCAGCGUGUGACGAAGCUAGUGACACUGCCUUUGGACCUCCAACAGAAGAAAGGUCUUUACAAAUUUCGACUAGGCAACCCUGGUCAAAAAGAGAGCAUCUGAAUUCACCUGAGAGCUCUAGCAAAGGCAAUGCCUCUCCAUGCUUCAGCUUUAUGAAGAAGCUCUGGGAUGUUAUUGAAAGCGGUCAGUUUGAGUCCAUUUGGUGGGGUGACAAUGGAAAGUGUGUAGUGAUUCAUGAAGAAUUGUUCAAAGAGGAAGUACUAGCAAGGAGAGGACAUCUGAGAAUUUUUGAAAGUGAGACCAUGAAAAGCUUCAGUCGUCAACUCCACCUGUAUGGCUUCAGCAGAAGGCUGUGGCAUUUUCCAAAAUCAGGCUCAAGCAAUGACUUGCUAGCAGAAGAAACAGCUAGGGAGUUUCACUUCUACUACAACCCAAAUUUUAGAAGACGUUUUCCGUAUCCGCUCAUGAAGUAUAAGCGAAGCUUUGGUCCAAGAAAUCAAACACCAGCAGGAUUUUCACCAGACAUGGAUUUGCAUGCACGCCACCAGAAGAGAAAACCAGACACUGAGCUUGCGUGGGAGACCACUUUCGAGGAGGAAAGCGGUCCGUUCACAGCAGGUCCAAGGGAGAAUGUGCACACCUCUGCACCCAGGAAGACCGCACCUGCCAAGCGACGUGCCUCUACAUCUGCACGAAGCGCUGCUCUGACACAUGCAGACCCUGCGGCAGCGGUAGGCAGGGAGAAGCUCAACCCUCUGGCCCCCUCCCUUUUCCCGCAGCACAGCAGCCCCGGCCCGGCUGCCGCUUCUGCUGCCGCUUCAUGGGGUUGUGCCGUGCCAGCCGUGCCCAACAGUCCCUUUCCACCAGGGCUGGCACCUCUCACCUCUCCAGCUGGGCUGGCAGCAGCCGCUGCUCUGUCUAUGCCAAGGCCACCUCAGGGCCAAACUCCACCAGACCACCGCUGCCUGACUUGCACUUGUGGUCCAAACAGUGGACCUGCAGGCCUUGGACCCUAACCCAGGGCACGCUAGGUGCCUUCUGCAGCUCUUCCAGAAGUUGUGUAGUCCACGGGAAUAGAGUCUCUUAAGUGUUCCAGUAAACUAUCUGAAUAAAAAGCC